This is a messenger RNA of Mytilus trossulus (common blue mussel), 1683 nucleotides long. RefSeq lists its product as uncharacterized. The transcript has a single exon. The record is from RefSeq and is a predicted model, not a curated record. The coding region runs from base 1 to 1683 and encodes 560 amino acids. Gene Ontology annotation, molecular function: zinc ion binding. Lineage: Eukaryota; Metazoa; Mollusca; Bivalvia; Mytilida; Mytilidae.
AUGUCCUCUAAUACAAGUUUAUGUGGAAUAUGUUCACUUCGACAGAUAACGAGAACUUCUGAACACUGGUGCCCGGAAUGUGAAGAAGCUCUCUGUGAUGAGUGCAAAGAUCAUCAUAAAUUACUGAAAGCCACCCGAAGACACGAACCAAUACCAAUUACUAGUUACAAAUCUCUUCCGUCUUAUAUAAACGACAUAAAACAAUCAUGUGUCUAUCACAAUGAACAAUAUCAAAUAUAUUGCAAUGAACAUGCAUUACCUCUCUGUCUUCAAUGUAUCAAUGAUCAUAGUAAGUGCGACGUCGUUUCUCUUGAAAAGGUCAUCAGCAGCAUCAAAACCUCUGGGCAAUUUCUAGAUUUAGAAUCAAGGCUGGACGACUUAUUACAAAACAUUGAAAGAAUAAAGAAAAAUCGAGAAGCUAAUGUCACUGACAUUGAAAAAAUGAAAGUACAACAUGUUAAAGAAAUAAAGCAGAUAAGAGUUGAAAUUAACAAUCAUUUAGAUAACAUUGAGAGACAAAUUCUUAAAGAACUCGGAGAGAAAGAAUGUCAAUGUAAAGAGAGUAUUCAGAAAGUUUUGCUGCCGGUCAAGGAAAGAGGAUCUAUAAUAACGCAAUGUCAGUUGAAUUUCAAAAGCAUUAAAGAUUAUGCAUCCGAUCUUCAAACAUAUAUUGGAAUGAGGGACCUUGAGGUCAAGGUUGAUGAAAAUGAACAAUAUUUACAGUCGUUGAUAGAUACAAAAGGUUUCGGACAUCUUGACUUAGUGUACAAGGUUGACACAAAUGUUCAAAAUAUUUUGAACAAUCUUAAAAGUUUUGGGUCAAUUGAAAUAAAAAAUCGCAAUAGUGAUAUUGUGUUGACAAGGGUGAACGAUAAGCAAGCACAAAUACAAGUUGCAGUAGCGAGGGAGCCCGUUAUCGACGUGAAGUUAAUUCUGCAAAAGAAAAUAACAACUGAUGGAAUAGCAGUAAGGGGUUGCUGUUUGUCAAGAGAAGGAGGCUUUUUGUUCACUGAUCAUGCCUUUCAUUCUCUGUACGUAAUAAAAUCAGAUGGAACCCUGGAAUAUGAGAUGUCGGUUGAUCCUAGUAACGUGUUUGAUAUUACAUUUGUCGAUGAUAACAAUGUUGCUAUUACAUCUGGAGAUUCAGAGAUGACCGGUAUUGACAUUAUUAACAUUGAGAACCGAAGUAAAAUAAAGUUUAUUAAACUGCCUGGUCGUUCAUAUGGAAUCACACGUGAUCAAGACUCGUUGUUUGUCUGUGUUAAAGGACGUGGUAUAUAUAAAGUGAACAGUGCAGAUUAUACUACCUCUCACGUGAUCAGUUGUGAAUUACAUUGGGGAUCCUACGUAUCUGUAUUCAACAAGAAGAUAUACUUUACUAACGUGGAUAAUAACAGUGUAGCUUGUUUUGACCACAAUGGGGCACGUGUUUGGACUUUUAAAGAUUAUCAAGUUUUGGAAGAACCGAGAGGAAUCGCCGUAGAUAAUGAUGGAAACGUGUUUAUUUUUGGGGAAAGCUCGUCAAAUGUAGUCAUUAUAUCAAAAGAUGGAGCACAUCACAAGGAAAUCCUGACCAAAGGAGAUGGUUUCCUUAAACCAACCGCUAUUUUCUUUGAUAAACAGAAAAAUAAACUUCUUGUUACAAAUAAAAAUCAUUCAGCCUUUCUCUACAAUGUUGAGUGA